Nematostella vectensis (starlet sea anemone) is the source of this 2860-nucleotide messenger RNA. Its product is annotated as acetoacetyl-CoA synthetase. Gene Ontology annotation, molecular function: acetoacetate-CoA ligase activity. Gene Ontology annotation, cellular component: cytosol. Lineage: Eukaryota; Metazoa; Cnidaria; Anthozoa; Actiniaria; Edwardsiidae. Gene Ontology annotation, biological process: lipid metabolic process. The record is from RefSeq and is a predicted model, not a curated record. The transcript has 18 exons. Bases 190 to 2181 code for a protein of 663 amino acids.
UUUAAUGGAAGUCUUAAAUCUGUCGACGUGGCGGGAAAAGCGAAUUCUACGAACCCGCCGGAGCGUUGCCAAGCGAGGGGUUGUUUUCCUAUCCAGAGAACACUGAGAAUUCUGCCUCUAUCCUAGAUUAUAUCAAGCGGGAAAAAAGGUUACUGCUCCAUAUUGGUAGCGGUAGUGUUUUACGUAAAAAUGGCUGCCGUUCAAAGUGAAAUGUUGCCACUUUUGAUGUGGAAACCGCGGGGAAGUAAAAUGUCUUCAAAUAUGGACGCGUUUCGUGAAGCUGUCAACCGGAAAUUCAGCAAGAACUUUGAAUCUUAUGAGCAGCUGCGGUUAUGGAGUGUAGAUCACUAUGCUGAGUUUUGGGAAAUGUUCUGGACCUUUUCUGGAAUUAUUCACUCCCAGACAUAUGAUGAAGUAAUAGACACAACGAAAAGAAUAGAUGAAAUUCCUGAAUGGUUCCACGGUGCAAGAAUGAACUAUGCAGAAAACUUGCUACAAGGCAAAGAUGAAGACAUAGCCUUAUACACAGCAGGAGAAAACCAAGAAGUAAGAACAGUGACAUUUCAGCAGCUUCGUGAGAAAGUUGCAGUUUUGGCAUCAGCUCUAGGGAAACUUGGCAUCAAAAUGGGAGACAGAGUUGUUGGUUACAUUCCAAACUGUGCUCUUGCUGUUGAGGCAAUGCUUGCGGCAAGCAGUAUAGGUGCAAUAUGGAGUUCCACCUCACCUGAUUUUGGUGUCUCUGGUGUACUGGAUCGUUUUUCACAGAUUCAGCCAAAAGUCAUGUUUUCUGUCAAUGCUGUCCGUUAUAAUGGAAAGAUUCAUGACCAUAUGGCAAAACUGGAUGGUGUUGUUCAAGGUCUUCCAGGGCUUGAAAAAGUAGUCAUUCUCCCAUUUGUUGGCACAGAAGAGAAAAUAGAAAUCAGCCAAAUUAAGAAUAGUAUUUUUUUGUCAGACCUGCUCAAGUUAGCAGAUGAUAGGCCAGAGCUUGAGUUUAAGCAGCUUCCAUUCAACCACCCAUUGUUUAUUAUGUAUUCCUCUGGUACUACCGGUCCACCCAAAUGCAUGGUUCACUCUGCAGGGGGUACUCUGCUUCAGCACCUGAAAGAACACAAGCUCCAUGGCAACAUGGGAAAAACAGACAUUAUAAUGUACUACACUACGACAGGUUGGAUGAUGUGGAACUGGUUGGUCAGUGCGCUUGCGGUUGGUGCAGCAUUAGUACUUUAUGACGGCUCCCCAUUCAUUCCCUCCCCCUAUGUGAUUUGGGACCUUGUUGAUGAAAUAGGGAUCACAAUUCUUGGGACAGGAGCUAGAUGGCUUCAAGCACUAGAAGACAAGCAUAUCUACCCAAAGGAUAGCAAUCGGCUGACAAGUUUACAUACUAUUUUGUCGACUGGCUCCCCACUCAAGCCUGCAAGCUUUGAUUAUGUUUACAAGCACAUCAAGAGUGACCUUCUUCUUGGCUCAAUCACUGGUGGUACAGACAUCAUUUCUUUGUUUGCCGGACACAAUACUGGACUUCCUGUGUACCGUGGAGAGAUCCAGGCAAGGAGCUUGGGUAUGGCCGUAGAGAGCUGGAACGAGGAAGGUGUGUCUGUGUACGAUAGUAGUGGGGAGCUCAUCUGUACCAAGCCCUUCCCUUGUAUGCCAACACAUUUCUGGAAUGACCCCAAUGGGAGCAAGUACAGGAAGGCUUAUUUUACAAAAUUCAAAGGAGUAUGGGCACAUGGAGACUUCUGCAAAAUCACCUCUAGAACAGGGGGAAUAGUUAUGCUUGGUCGAAGUGAUGGAACUCUGAAUCCAAACGGAGUUCGUUUUGGUAGUGCGGAAAUCUACAACAUAGUUGAAAAGUUCCCUGAGGUUGAAGACAGCUUAUGUGUCGGUCAGCAAACGGACGAUGGCGAGAGAGUGGUACUGUUUAUCAAGAUGGCCAAUGGAUGCAAGUUUAAUGAAGAAAUUGUCGAAAGAGCGCGAAAACAGAUACGAAUCAAACUAUCUGCCCGACAUAUACCAGCGGUGAUACUGGAAACGCGAGAGAUCCCGUAUACUGCGAGCGGUAAAAAGGUGGAGGUGGCCGUGAAACGUAUUCUGGCGGGAGAAAUUAUCACCAACCGAGGAGCCCUUGCUAACCCUGACUCACUAGACCUAUACCAAGACUUGCCUCAACUCAAGACGUCCUAGAACACACGACAAACUCUGUCUACACUGAACACAUUCAAUUGACUGCAAAUCAUAUGCAUACAUGGCCUAUUUCAAAUGUGUCGUAGCCCGGAGUGCUUCAUGGGUAUCAAAAAAUAAGUGAAAAUAGAAACAAAAUCCAGGUUUAGAGAGCGUUAGCACUCGUUCUGGGGGCAUAUAAACACGGGGGUGAUCGUCAGCAAAAUCAGUUUUAACCCUAACCGAUAGCACUUUGGAUGUGGUCAACAGCAAUCCUUAUACUCCUAAAAGAUGGCACAUUGAGUGUGGUCUAAGCAAUUUUUAACCCUAUAAGGGAUAGCAGUUGGUAGAUUUUUUUUAUAUCAUAGAAGAUAGGACGAUCACCCCGUCUACUUACUUUUAUGGAGAGUCCCCCUUUUCGAUGAGUCAAUCAAUUAUACAUUACCCAUGAACCACUACAUUGAUUAUCGUGUGCAUACCUUAUUUGAAAUAGGUGCUUAUAUCCUGAACAUAUGAGGUAUAUAAUUUUAUCGGCUUUUGCUCACGAUUUAGCAACACAGAAAGAAUAUAAGCUAGAAAUUAUGAAAUAAUGAAGGGAAAUAAUAAUAAGGCAGCCAAGGAGACCGUUGUUUGUAUAUUUAGCUCCAUGGCUAAAAUUCAACGAACGUUUUGUGACACACAAUAAAGACAAUAGCAGGCGCAA